CGGACUAAUUUGUAAAAGUGGGAUAACUGCAUCGUUCGUUUAAUUAAUCGUGCAAUUACGAGUUAAUUCUGGUGGCAAAGUAGUAGGAGCGUUGAUACGAGAUAGUUCGUCUAGUUUACACGCAUCGACAUGGCUAUGCAGAGUGGUAGAGAAGAGAUUCCGAACCCUGUUUAUGAUAAUGGAGUUUGGAGAGGAACGAAAAUUGAUUUGCCAGAGGGAUACUUUAAAAUCGGAGAGAGAGUUCGUAGUCAAUUUGAAAAAUAUCCAGAUUUCGUAGGACAGAUUGACGGUGCGACGGGAAUAAAAGACACGUUCAAUUGUAUGGGUGCAAGAACUACAAAGUGCGCAGUAUGGCUUAAAAAACAAGGCGUCAGUCGUGGAGAUGUCGUUGGUCUGUGUUCAAAAAAUCAUUUGGACAGUUGCAUACCGCUUUUAGCUUCUUUCUAUGUAGGAGCUAUUUUCAACCCCUGGUGGGACAGUUGUUUAGAUGAAGAACUGGUGAUGUAUUUUAUAAACACAACAAAGCCAAAAGUAUUGUUUGUUGACGAGGACAAUGCGGAAAUAAUUAUCAAGGCAAUGACUAAAAUUGAUUAUUCAUUGCCUGUAGUAAUUUUCGGUGAAAAAACUGGUCUGCUAUCUUUCAAAGACAUUUUGCAGACUCAAAAUGACGAUGAAGUUAGAAAAUUUAAAUGUACGGAAAUAGAAGCUGAAGACCCAGCGUUAAUAAUGUACACUUCAGGAACAACAAGCGCUCCAAAAGGAGCUUUACAUUCUUACCGAUCAUGUGUUCAUAUGGCCGUCCAUUACCCAACUGACACUACAUCACAAACUAUUCUAUGGUUUUCCAGCCUCUGCUGGAUAACUGGAGUAUUGGUAACCAUAAGAUCAAUUAUCUAUAAAGCUACGAUGAUUGUUUCUCAUAAUUUGAGCGAAGAAGAGGCUUGCAGAUACAUAGAAAAGUAUAAGAUUACGCGACUAACCUUGGGUACAAGUGUAGCGAACCGAUUUAGUAAAACAGAGCAAGUAUGGAAGUAUGAUGUGUCAUCAAUGAGUUUGGUGCUUAGCGGCGGAGGAAUUUUCAGAAAUGAGGUCGUAGAAUUUUUAUGUACUCUAUUUAAGAAUGCAGCUGUUCACACCGGUUAUGGUAGCACUGAGUGUGGAAUAAUAGUGGUUGGGAAAGUUGAGCCUAAUAAAUUAACUUCAUGUGGUAAAACACUUGCUAACAUAGAAAUCAAAGUAGUGGAUCCUGAAACUAAUAAAAUUCUUGGACCGAAUGAAAAUGGAGAGUUGUGGUGCCGAAGCCAAACGUUAAUGACUCGAUACUGGAAUAAUCCAGCAACAACUGAAGAAGCUAUCGACUCAGAAGGAUGGUACCACACUGGAGACCUGGGGUAUUAUGACAACGAUGGUGAUAUUUUCAUUGUCGAAAGAAUAAAAGAAUUGAUAAAAUACCGCCUUCAUCAUGUACCGCCAGCAGCCAUCGAAAGUGUAAUUCAAGAUCUUCCGGGAGUUGCGGAAGUAGCAGUUGUUGCUAAACCAAGUCUUGAAGAUCUAGAACUUCCAAUGGCUUUUGUUACCAAAGUGCCCGGAAUGCAAAUUACUGAGGCUGAAAUUAAUGAAGCCGUAGAAAAAAAACUCCACGACAGAAUGAAACUUCGAGGCGGGAUUUGUUUUUUGGAAAAAAUGCCCUAUACCAAUUCGAAAAAAAUAUCUAAAAAAGAACUUCGUGCCAUGGCAAGAGCUUUAGCAGAAAAUAAACAAUAUUCAAGUGCAAUAGAUAUGGCUGCGAAACCAAGUCCACGAGAGAUUCCGAAACCUGUUUAUGAAAAUGGAGUUUGGAGAGGAACAAAAAUUAAUUUGCCAGAGGGAUACUUUAAAAUCGGACAGAGAGUUCGUAGUCAAUUUGAAAAAUAUCCAGAUUUCGUAGGACAGAUUGACGGUGCAACGGGAAAAAAAGACUCGUUCAAUUGUAUGGGCGCAAGAACUACAAAGUGCGCGUUAUGGCUUAAAAAACAAGGCGUUAGUCGUGGAGAUGUCGUUGGUCUGUGUUCAAGAAAUCAUUUGGACAGUUGCAUACCACUUUUAGCUUCUUUCUAUUUAGGAGCUAUUUUUAACCCCUGGUGGGACAGUUGUUUAGAUGAAGAACUGGUGACGUAUUUUAUAAACACAACAAAGCCAAAAGUGUUGUUUGUUGACGAGGACAAUGCGGAAAUAAUUAUCAAGGCAAUGACUAAAAUUGAUUAUUCAUUGCCUGUAGUAAUUUUCAGUGAAAAAACUGGUCUGCUAUCUUUCAAAGAUAUUUUGCAGACUCAAAAUGACGAUGAAGUUAGCAAAUUCAAAUGUACGGAAAUAGAAGCUGAAGACCCAGCGUUAAUAUUGUAUACAUCAGGAACAACAAGUUCUCCAAAGGGAGCUCUACAUUCUUACCGAUCAUUCAUUACUAUGAUAAGUUAUUACCCACCAGACUCUACACCCCAUACUGUUCUAUGGUUUUCUGGACUCUGCUGGAUGUCUGGACUACUAACAAUCUUACGGUCAAUUACAUGCAAAGUUACGAUGAUUGUUUAUCAUAAUUUAGGCGAAGAAGAAGCCUGUAGGCUCGUAGAAAAAUACAAGGUUACUCGGAUAUCAAUGGGUACAAGCACAGCUAAUAGAUUCAGUAAGACAAAAGGCGUAUGGAAGUAUGAUGUAUCAUCAGUUGUUUCAGUAAGCUAUGGUGGCGGAAUCGCUAUAAAAGAAGUUGUCGAAUCCUUACGUAAUUUAUUCAAUAAUGCAGUUAUUUACGUCGCUUAUGGUAGCACCGAAUGUGGAGCAGUAGCAGGAGGAAAAGUUGACUCCAGCAAAUUAACCUCAUGUGGAAAAGUAUUUUUCAAUACAGAUCUAAAAAUAGUUGACCCUGAAACUAAUAAAAUUCUUGGACCGAAUGAAAAUGGAGAGUUGUGGUGCCGAUGCCGAACAUUAAUGACUCGUUACUGGAAUAAUCCUGCAGCAACUGAAGAAGCUAUCGACUCAGAAGGAUGGUACCACACUGGAGACCUGGGGUCUUAUGACAACGAUGGUGAUAUUUUCAUUUUCGAAAGAAUAAAAGAAUUGAUAAAAUACCGCCUUCAUCAUGUACCGCCAGCAGCCAUCGAAAGUGUAAUUCAAGAUCUUCCGGGAGUUGCGGAAGUAGCAGUUGUUGCUAAACCAAGUCUUGAAGAUCUAGAACUUCCAAUGGCUUUUGUUACCAAAGUGCCCGGAAUGCAAAUUACCGAGGCUGAAAUUAAUGAAGCCGUAGAAAAAAAACUCCACGACAGAAUGAAACUUCGAGGUGGGAUUUGUUUUUUGGAAAAAAUGCCCUAUACAUCUUCGAAAAAAAUAUCUAAAAAAGAACUCCGUGCCAUGGCAAGAUGUUUAGCAGAAAAUAAAAAUUCAAGUGCAACAGAUAUGGCUGCGAAACCAAGUCCACGAGAGAUUCCGAAACCUGUUUAUGAAAAUGGAGUUUGGAGAGGAACAAAAAUUAAUUUGCCAGAGGGAUACUUUAAAAUCGGACAGAGAGUUCGUAGUCAAUUUGAAAAAUAUCCAGAUUUCGUAGGACAGAUUGACGGUGCAACGGGAAAAAAAGACACGUUCAAUUGUAUGGGCGCAAGAAGUACAAAGUGCGCAGUAUGGCUUAAAAAACAAGGCGUUAGUCGUGGAGAUGUCGUUGGUCUGUGUUCAAAAAAUCAUUUGGACAGUUGCAUACCGCUUUUAGCUUCUUUCUAUUUAGGAGCUAUUUUUAACCCCUGGUGGGACAGUUGUUUAGAUGAAGAACUGGUGAUGUAUUUUAUAAACACAACAAAGCCAAAAGUGUUGUUUGUUGACGAGGACACCGCGGAAAUAAUUAUCAAGGCAAUGACUAAAAUUGAUUAUUCAUUGCCUGUAGUAAUUUUCGGUGAAAAAACUGGUCUGCUAUCUUUCAAAGACAUUUUGCAGACUCAAAAUGACGAUGAAGUUAGGAAAUUUAAAUGCACGGAAAUAGAAGCUGAAGACCCAGCGUUAAUAUUGUAUACAUCAGGAACAACAAGCCUUCCAAAGGGAGCUCUACAUUCUUACCGAUCAUUCAUUACUAUGAUAAGUUAUUACCCACCAGACUCUACACCCCAUACUGUUCUAUGGUUUUCUGGACUCUGCUGGUUGUCUGGACUACUAACAGUCUUACGGUCAAUCAUAUGCAACGUUACGAUGAUUGUUUACCACAAUUUAGGUGAAGAAGAAGCUUGUAGGCUCGUAGAAAAAUACAAGGUUACUCGGAUAACGAUGGGAACAAGCACAGCUAAUAGAAUCAGUAAGACGAAUGAAGUAUGGAAGUACGAUGUGUCAUCAGUCGUUUUUGUAGCCUGUGCCGGCGGAAUCGCUAAAAAAGAAGUCAUCGAAUCUUUACAAAAUUUAUUCAAAAAUGCAGCUAUUUACGCCGCUUUUGCUAGCAGCGAAUGUGGAGCAGUAACAGGAGGAAUUGUUGAGCCUAAUAAAUUAACCACAUGCGGAAAAGUAUUUUUCAAUACAGAUCUGAAAAUAGUCGACCCUGAAACUAAUAAAAUUCUUGGACUGAAUGAAAGUGGAGAGUUGUGUUGCCGAUGCCGAACAUUAAUGACUCGUUACUGGAAUAAUCCAGCAGCAACUGCAGAAGCUAUCGACUCAAAAGGAUGGUACCACACUGGAGACCUGGGGUAUUAUGACAACGAUGGUGAUAUUUUCAUUGUCGAAAGAAUAAAAGAAUUGAUAAAAUACCGCCUUCAUCAUGUACCGCCAGCAGCCAUCGAAAGUGUAAUUCAAGAUCUUCCGGGAGUUGCGGAAGUAGCAGUUGUUGCUAAACCAAGUCUUGAAGAUCUAGAACUUCCAAUGGCUUUUGUCACCAAAGUGCCCGGAAUGCAAAUUACCGAGGCUGAAAUUAAUGAAGCCGUAGAAAAAAAACUCCACGACAGAAUGAAACUUCGAGGCGGGAUUUGUUUUUUGGAAAAAAUGCCCUAUACAACUACGAAAAAAAUAUCUAAGAAAGAACUCCGCGCCAUGGCAAGACGUUUAGCAGAAAAUAAAAAAUAAUUUCUAAUUAAUAAAGUUACUAAUUAAAUCAAUAUUCUGAGAUUACAUACCGAAUAUCAUCCAAUUAUUAAUUCCCGAUAUCUAUCAGAUUUAAAGAAAUUACCAAUUAAAAAAAAACUAUCGAAUAACAUAAAGAUAUUAAUAUUGAAAUAUUUAUAUUUAUCUCAUAUAUUUUAUACUGAAGUCAAUUAUU
Microplitis mediator is the source of this 5254-nucleotide messenger RNA. RefSeq lists its product as uncharacterized. Bases 130 to 5061 code for a protein of 1643 amino acids. The record is from RefSeq and is a predicted model, not a curated record. Lineage: Eukaryota; Metazoa; Arthropoda; Insecta; Hymenoptera; Braconidae. The transcript is spliced from 24 exons. Gene Ontology annotation, biological process: long-chain fatty acid metabolic process; fatty-acyl-CoA biosynthetic process. Gene Ontology annotation, molecular function: long-chain fatty acid-CoA ligase activity.